AUUGGACAAAGCACGGGCCAAUCAUUGAGCUCGUGACUACGAGCGGUACCAAGGAGCUUCGUCAUUGGUCGAAAGUGACGUCAAUUUCAAGGUUCCCUUUUAGUUUUCCGUGUAAUGCCGUAUUACGUCAUCGCUCUAGAGGUGGACAGACCGCAUCCAUCGAGAAGAAACACUCGUGCUCUGUGCGCGAAAAAGAAUAGACGUUUGUUCGGGCAUUGCGUCCGAUACUGAUAGUAAAAUACUGAAAUAUAUAAUUUAUUGGUAUGCAUAAUAAAUUUAUUCGUUCAUAAGUAUACAGCUUUACUGUGAACAGGGAGUUUACUCCAGCUUUACUAGGAAGGUUGAGGAAAUCUCGACUUUCCCUCAGAGGCGCGCGUGGUAGCCACCAUUUCAUUUGAACAACGCGGUGAAUCAAAUGUGAGGAUGCACACUACCCCGACAGUCUUCCUGUCAUGUAGUUUUUCUUUUCUUUCAGGAUUAUUGUUUUUGUUUUGCAAUUGUUGAAUUCUAGUAGUUGUUUCAAAUUUUAAUGUUUCAGUUUUCCAAUUUUUGUACUAAAUAGUAGGCAAGUUGUAGUCUCUGGUUGUUCAUUUCGAUUGGAUUAUUUUUGUAGCCUGUGUUCUGUAUUGCAUGAAUUCAGAUUUGAAAAUGUUUCUGGUAAUAAGUUGUUAUCAUAUGUAAGAUUAUUAGUUCCAUUUUUUUUUUCUGAAGGUAUUUAUUUCUUUCAUUAUGUGUACUGGCAGUGGUUGGAUGUUAAAUUAGAUUGGUUUUUAAGGCUUUUCAUAACAGAGAGAUGUAUGCAGGUACAUGUCGAAAGGUCUUAAUCUGAGAAAUGCUUGUACGUAUUGAAUUUCUCUUGAGGAUAGACCUCCCAAAGUUUCUGUAUGAUUGGCUGUAGUAUUAUUUUAUUGCUGAGAAAACCUAGUUUCUUUAACUUUUUUGCAUGGCGUAUGCUAGUAGCAUUGUUUUAAAAGUGAAGCUGAAAGAAUUUAGUAAUUCACAUUUUCACAGCAUAAACAUGGGCCAAAACACGUACGAUUGGUACGAAUGCUGUGUUAUCUGAAUUAUGUGACAACAGCUUUCCAAUUUUCAUUUCCUAAAGAUUGAAAUAGUGAUCUUACAUUCAUCACCAGAGAAAUAUGAAAGUGGCAAUUUUUGUUCGAAUUGCAUAUUGCAAAUGGCCCGGUGCAGCUCUGCAGAGUUCUUAAAAGUUAUUUUUUUUUCUAAUGUUUGCCAACCUGCCAGCUUAAAAUUGCUGAGUGUUUAAACAUUUUGGCUUGAGAGUUGGUCAUAUAUCAGCCACGGGAAGAAACUCUGUCCACAUCGCGGGAUGAUCGGUGGAAAUAGCAGAAACCUGGCAGGCCGGGAAAAAUCCUGCAUUUAAAAAAAUUCUCAGCUGGCAACUUUUCAGGCACCCGGGCCUCCGUGCUUGUGCGAGAAGUGUAAGCGAGGCCGCGCUUGGCUCGUGACGUGACCACAAAGUGUCGCGUGUUGCCCUCUUGGGCUGACCCGAGUAUCGUGACGUGUGGGUUGUGUGCCGUGAAGGUUGAUGAAUGUGGCAAGUGCUUGUUGCUGUCUUUAUCUUUCUUACUAAUCACUCACUUGUUCCCACUUCUGUAUGUGUUACAGUUGAAAGUGCAUCAUUGCAAUGCAGGUGAGUUCUUUUUUUAUUCCAGUUUUAAAUUAGCGGUGGCCUCCCGUGUCGGGUUCCUUGGGGGUAGCUGGCAUGUUUUGUACGUGCUUGUUUCGCGGAGUGGUUAUGUACCUGCUUUGUGGAGUGUAUGUUGAUGACGAGAUUCGGGUAGUGGCAGUAGGUACGUCAGCUGCCAGGCAACAAAGAAUAACAUUGCCAGAUAAUCAUGUUACGAGCUGGGUCGUGCAAAACUCGACAGGCAAACAAGCACCCAAGUGGCUAGUCAACUGCAGAUUGUUCAUAACAAAAGAAAAGGAAAGGAUAAAAAAAAAUGUUGUAAAAAAAUACAUUUCUCACUGCAGAUGAAACUGACAAAAUUUAAAAUAAUUUAUUGUGUGCUAAUUUAAUGAAUGAUUUAAGAAGAAAAAAAAGAUUUGUGAGAGAAUAAUUUAAAUUAAAAUAAUUUAUUGUGUGCUAAUUUAAUGAAUGAUUUAAGAAGAAAAUAAGAGAUUUGUGAAAGAAUAUGAUUAAGAUGGAUCAGAUAAUUUAUGCUGGUGGAUUUUAUAAACCUGAUAUUUGUCAUGUCUGCAUAAAAGUUUGCAGAAAUUUUUUUUUAAGGAUAUUGCAGCGUAUGCUAAUCAAAAAUGGGAUUAAGUAUAGAAGAAAUUGUGACAGUUGUUAGCACCUGAUAUGACGGUAAUCAAGCAAUUUUAAAAAAGGUUACGUAGUUGAAAACAUGUAGGGAAUAUUUAUUUGGUUUUAGUUAGGGCACCAUGUGUUGGCUGGGAGUAAUAUUCCGGCAAAAUGUUUCGGUGCAUCUGUGCUUUCGAUUGGCUCGAGCUCGGUUUUAGUAGAGAUGUAAAAGAGUAGCUCUGAUUUGAUGCCUCUAGAAAUGUAUUUGUACGGUGAGAAUGGACCCAGUAGAUAUUUGAAAGAAAUGCGUGCAAGAGGGGAUCGAGGCGCACGUGGCCAUGCAUAUUUGAUUUCAAACUCAAAUCACUGCACGCGGUGACAGACAGCACUGUCCGUGUGUUUUGCAGAGAGGCAAGCUCUGGGCAGCAACCUGCCGAUACCCGGCAGAUGUCUUCCCCGAGUAGCGUCGGCUGGAACGGCACACGACAUGCGCUGCAGUAAGAGACAGAGACGGCUCUCAGUAAGGAGUUUACUAAGAGAAAAAAAUGCUGCAGAUUGAUUUUGGUGUGCCAACGAAAAGAUCUAGUCUUGUAUUAAACUGGAAAACUUGUUGCGGUCUUUGUAUGGAAACAAAAGAAAAAAGACACUGUUGGCAACAUUUGUACUUAAACUGAGCAAUAUAAAGUGAGUUGCAUGGUGGUACUGAAAGAAUAAAUUUACUGGAUAUGGUCUUGAUCUGUUGACUAGAUAUUGUAGUCCUCUUAUGGUGAUGGAAAAUAUUGAGAAAUAUUAAAAUGUAUAUUUCAGAUGCCAGUACACCAAGAUUAAUGUACAUAAUAUGUAUGUAUGUAUGUAUGUAUGUAUGUACCAUGUGGUACAUACUCAAAUCUUGACGUGAGACUCAAUGGUCAGCGUGAUGUUUCAAAAUGUUUGUGGAUUGACAUGAAUCAGAAUAUUUCCAUUGUGAAAAAACAAAUGUUUGUAACAAUUUAUUGUCCAGAAAAGUUGGCAAAAGUUGAUAUAGCAUGAGACUGAAAUGAAAAUUUAAUAAAUGGAAAUUGAUAAUCUGGCAAAAAAAAUGUAUGAAAUUAAUGAAGGAAUCAAUUUGAAAGACAUUUCAACAGUAGUUAUCUAAAUUAAUAAAACAAAAAAUCUGAAAUAUUGCUCUUGGACAUGGCACAAGACUAUUUGCAUUUGGUGGUUUUUACUGUGUGUGUUUUUUUUUUCAGAUACAUUUAUUCUGUUUACCUGGUCUGUAAAACAAUUUUUUUGGGGUGUUACAUAAUGUAUAGGCUUUAAUAAUUUUGUGAAACUGUUUGAAUAUUUGCUAAAUUGUUUUAUUAAAUUUCUGGAUAAAUAAUAAAAAAAGUCAAAGAUAUUGUAUACAUUGGUAUUUUUAAUGUUUCAGAUGGUUUCACAUUGUAGAAAAGGCAUUUUUAAAGUUGUACAACACUAAUAACAUCUCGAUUCUCUGCUCAUGUGGCUAUGCUUUUGUAACACAGUUUGUUUACUGGCUGCCAUGCCAUGUUUACGUGUUAGUGACAAGUUACUGUAGCGGUUCGGAACACAUUGAUUCACCAACUCGGUCAAAGACUGGUUGUCGGCAUCUGACCUUGUUACACCUGAAUGAGCGAGGGAAAACUACAGUCCAUAGAUCGAGCUGUUGCAAACAAACUCACUUUCAGAAGCAGACUUCAUAUCGAGCACUCCUCGCGAACUAGUGGUCCAUGUUGCAACUUUCAGAAACUCUGUAGCUGCAAAAGUGGUGUGGUCCUUACGCAAUGCCACAUGCCACAUCUGUUUUAUAGAGACUUAAAUAUUAUUGAUUUUUUUUUUUGACGAAUCCUCAGUUUAACAAAAUUCGGGGCUAGAGUAGUUCAGAAACGUUUGUUAAAAGAAUUCGUUAUAUUUAUUUCACCCUAAAUACUGACCGGGACUUUCUAUUUUACAGCGGCAGACAAACAUCGUCGGUUUGCGAUUCCGUAUGCACGAGAUUACCAUUUUGCUUUUCUUUUUUCCUUGCAGUCAUCAACAACAUGGUUUACGGUGCAAGAAACGCUGGCUGCUUCUCCUUCCGUGAGGAUGAAAAUGGAUCCGGACUGCGGCCCGUGGCGGGCCGCCCCCGUGCCCCCAGUCGCGGCACAGGCAAGCCUGCCCCUGUUCGCCAACUUGAAGCUGAGUGGCUCCGUGGACCCUUACCUGAGCUCGGAGCCGCACCAUUGGAGACAGUUGAAUCCAGGGAGCUUGGACUUCCAGCACCUAGGAGCUUCGACGGACACGCGCCUGUUCGCGACUGGUACACUCGAGAUAUUCCAAGACCUGAGCGGCUACUGCCAGCCGUGGGGAAGCUGCCAGCCCUCUACCUCCAUGGGGAACGCUGCGAGCACUUCCUUUUCUGCGAGCGAGGGUGAACUCAACACCCCGGAGAUAGGAGCUGUGAGUGGAUUCGAAUUCAUCAGUUCGGCUGACAACAUUAAUCAAUUGGGGGACGACUUCUGUCCGGAGGUUCUGGAUGCUUUUCUUAACUCUGCGGAGGAUGUGGACAUCGUGGAGGACGAUCACGCGAGAGUGGACAGUGUCGAGGUUGCGGAGGACGAACAAUCGAAAGUGGACUGUGCCGCGGAACACGACCUGGGUCUGGUCGAGCACGAGGAGGUGGUGGGGGGGUGGGAGGAGCUCCCGGACCCCCUGAGCUGCGGCGUGAAGUGCGAGAGUGUCGGUGAGGUGGCGGAGGAGCCGCACCUCGUCUCGAGGUCUCCCGCGCGCGAGGGCGACCGACCGUUGUUCGAGGACUUGCCCGUGCUCCUUCCCGGGCAGCUGGUGGCCGUCGGGGGGCCCAAGCUGGACCUCGGCCUGCUCCUGGAGCCGGCCGUGACCCCCGGCGAUGUGAUCGGCACGCCCGAGGUGCUGAACCUGCUCUGCGACACGGACGUCGGCUACGACUGGCCCGACAGUCGCGACAGCUCGACACCUGGUUCUGUAGUCUCUCGGACCUCGGUCACGGUGGAACUGCCGCUGCCGGCAGAAGAGCCUGUUGCGUCGGGGGAAGCUUGCUUCAGGGAGAGGGACGGGAACACCUCGGGGCCGGCCGCGAGGGUCUCCAGGAAGAGGAAAGGUGCGGCGCUGGUUGACUCCGAAGCAGCCGUGUCGCCGGCGCCGGCCAAGCGGGGCAGGCGGGCGCGCGGGGAGGAGGGGGAGCCGUCGAGCGGGGCGUCUCCCGCGGCGGGGCGGAGGCCCAGGUUGUCCGCGUCGUCGGCGGAGGAGGACAUCUGCCAGAAGUACCGGGAGCUGCGCGACAGGAACAACGAGGCGUCGCGGCGCUCGCGCCUCAACCGCAAGACCCAGGACGAGGAGAUGAAGAAGAGCGCGGAACACCUCGAGGCGGAGAACGAAAGGCUGCGGGUGAAAGUCGAAAAACUGGAAAAGCUGAGGGACAAGGUUAAGGAAGCUUUGUUUAGUUUAGUUAAGGGAAACAGUUCGUAGAUCCUCAUGCUAUGAAUGGACUUAAUUUGGAAUCUAAUCAAUUUUUUUUUUUUUUCCCAUUGUAUGUGACAUCAUGCCUUAGUUUCUAAGUUAGUUAAUAGUUGUUGGCAUUAUAAUUGCCUACAUGUGAAUUUUUUUUUUCCAACUUAUGCAUGUAAAAACAGUGUCAGUGUUAUUUGUGAUAUUUAUUUGUUUGUAUACAUUAAUAAAAUAAUUUCAA
This is a messenger RNA of Bacillus rossius redtenbacheri, 5969 nucleotides long. RefSeq lists its product as uncharacterized. Lineage: Eukaryota; Metazoa; Arthropoda; Insecta; Phasmatodea; Bacillidae. Gene Ontology annotation, molecular function: DNA-binding transcription factor activity, RNA polymerase II-specific; RNA polymerase II cis-regulatory region sequence-specific DNA binding. Gene Ontology annotation, biological process: regulation of transcription by RNA polymerase II; DNA-templated transcription. Bases 4349 to 5749 code for a protein of 466 amino acids. The transcript is spliced from 5 exons. The record is from RefSeq and is a predicted model, not a curated record.